GCUUGGCCCCCUCCCGCCUCAGGCCCCGAGAGCGAGAGAGCGACCGCCGGGCAGGGGCCGCCGCGACCAAACGCUGCUGUUGGUUGUUGAAAUCAUGAAUCCUGUUUAUAGUCCUGGAUCUUCUGGGGUACCCUUUGCAAAUGCCAAAGGAAUUGGGUAUCCAGCUGGAUUCCCAAUGGGCUAUGCAGCUGCUGCUCCUGCUUAUUCUCCUAAUAUAUAUCCUGCAGCAAAUCCAACAUUCCAAACAGGUUAUACACCAGGCACACCAUAUAAAGUCUCUUGCUCACCUACCAGUGGUACAGUGCCUCCUUAUUCUUCAUCUCCCAAUCCUUACCAAACUGCAGUAUACCCAGUUCGAAGUGCCUAUCCACAGCAGAAUCCAUAUGCACAGCAAGGCACUUACUACACACAGCCUUUAUAUGCAGCACCACCCCACGUAAUCCAUCACACUACAGUUGUGCAGCCCAAUGGAAUGCCUGCAACUAUGUAUCCAGCACCAAUUCCACCUCCCAGAGGAAAUGGUGUCACCAUGGGAAUGGUGGCUGGGACCACAAUGGCAAUGUCUGCAGGUACCUUGUUGACAACACAUUCCCCAACUCCCGUAGCCCCUCACCAAGUUACAAUGCCCACUUAUCGAGCUCCAGGAACUCCAACCUAUAGUUAUGUGCCCCCACAGUGGUGAUCACCAUUACCCAGUAUUUGAAGAUGGGAGAUAUGCAAUCAAGUAAUUGAGGUUUAAAAGUUGGUGCUGAAGCCUUCAUGCCUCCAACCAGGACUUGUUUCUUCUGAAUGCUUGCAAUCCUUUGCUAAACACUAAUUCCACUGAAGACUUCCCAGUGCUGCAUAUCUUACAUCUUGGAACUCCAGCAGUUAGUCUUAAAGCAAAUCCUGUUUUGUGGACUGUCUUGCAAUUUUUAGCUAAUUAUAAUGAUUAAAGGGAGUAUAAAUUUAUUGAUUCAUAUCUAGUUGAAUGCAUGUCUAAAACUCGCAAAGCUUGCUCAACCUACCGCUCUGACUGAUGCAAAAAUUGUCAUAUGCAAAAUCCAAAGGAGCCGAAAAGUAUUUUACAGUUUAUAUCACUAAUGCACUGUUGUGAUGUUUGCAGGGUCUUAAAGAGGUAGAAUUGUGACAGUGAUUUUUUUUUCAUCAUUCUAAUUAGCAAGUGUGUUAACCUUUUAAGACACCAGGUAAAGGGAGAAAAAAUGGUGGUAUUUUUCUUUCCAGUUCAGUGACUGGAAAAUGAUUUUGUAGAAAUCUUGCAAAGGAACCAUUUGUUAUUUGUAAGUUCUUUAUAUUUCCACUUUUUGGUUUCAGUGUUAAUAUAGACAUUCUCAAGGACAAAAACAUAUUACAGGAAAAAUAUGGUUAAAAGUCUUGCUAUCUAAAUCAUUAAUCAUCAUUGGAAUGUUUGGUGGGAAAUCAUCCACAUAAUGGUUUACCUCCUAAGAACAGUCUUAAGUGAUUGAUGUCAAUGAUUUCCACACUGCUGUAAAAUAGAAUUUUGUUCAAUUUUGUUCAGGUCCACCCUUCCAACAAAAAUGGGCUAAUCUUGGCCAGAUUGAUAGUUUGAGCAGCUUUCUUUUGUAAAAACAUAGUCAUAUCAAUAUUUCAAUAGAAAAGAAUUCAACAUAUUCUGAAGAAAAAUGUCCUUUUUUAUAUAUAUUAAAGGGGAGCAAACUAAUUAAAUCAUUUUAUUGACUUAUUUUCCUUGCAGCAUGGAUAUGAACCAAGUAUGGAAGCAAUUGUUAGAAUAUACCUAAAAGUAGGACUAAAUUCAAAAGUGAUCAAGUACAAAGAUUCUGAUUGGUAAUACUUUUCUUUUGGCAUAAUCUUGGGCAUAUACUUUUUUACCUCCUAAAUUGCAUUUGGAAAAAUUGAAAUUAAGAAAACAGAUGCAGUGUUUCAUUGCAGCGAACCACUUCUGAACUCCUUACCUGCAGCUUUGAGUCUUUGUAGAAGUACCUCAGUCAAUGCUGUGGCGAUAUAGGGCUAGUCUUGGAACCAGUUUGUGCACCAAAAUUAUUAUGGGAUUUUUAAAUUUU
This is a messenger RNA of Protobothrops mucrosquamatus (brown spotted pit viper), 2042 nucleotides long. RefSeq names its product family with sequence similarity 168 member B (gene FAM168B). The record is from RefSeq and is a predicted model, not a curated record. The transcript is spliced from 7 exons. The coding region runs from base 95 to 682 and encodes 195 amino acids. Lineage: Eukaryota; Metazoa; Chordata; Lepidosauria; Squamata; Viperidae.